AAUAUUGUAGGUUCGAGUCUCUUCCGCGAAUACUGUUUCCUUCGAAUCAAACGCCACGUGUACCACAUUCCGGUACCGUAACGGUCAAAGCCGAUCUGGAAGAUCGUACCUUUUCCUUUCCUUUUUCCCUUCCACUCAUCGGCAUCCGAGGGCCCCUCGCAGUUAAGAUCGAGAAGAGCACAAUCCUUUUCAGCUUCUCUAUAUCUCCGCUGUUGCUCAGCUAUUUCCUUCAUUCAGAUCUGGGAGAAGACGGACGAAAAUGGGGAGAAUCGAUUAUCUGGCGAUGAAAACUGAUCCGGUUGCAGAGGAUUUGAUCGGUUCUGAUAUCAAUGAGCUCAAGCUUGCCGCAAAGAAGCUGAUCAACGAUGCAACUAAGCUCGGGGGGCUUGGGUUUGGAACUUCUUUCCUCAAAUGGGUAGCUUCCUUUGCUGCUAUCUACUUGUUAAUACUGGAUCGAACAAACUGGAGAACAAAUAUGUUGACAUCACUUCUGGUGCCAUACAUCUUCUUCAGUCUUCCUUGGGUGGUGUUCAAUUUUUUUAGAGGAGAGGUUGGGAGAUGGAUUGCUUUCAUUGCUGUUGUGCUGAGGCUUUUCUUCCCAAGGCAUUUUCCAGAUUGGCUGGAGAUGCCGGGGUGCUUGAUUCUUCUGCUGGUUGUUGCUCCCAGCUUCUUUGCAGAGACCCUGAAGCGGAGUUGGGUUGGUGUUUUAAUAUGCCUCAUCAUUGGUUGCUACUUAUUGCAAGAGCACAUUCGAGCUUCGGGUGGAUUCAGGAAUUCCUUCACACAGAGACAUGGAAUAUCCAACACCAUUGGCAUCAUCCUUCUGAUAGUAUAUCCUAUCUGGGCUUUGGUACUUCACUUUGUCUAGGUUCAGUAUGCUUCCUUUUUUUUUUUUUUUUGGUGGAAGACCUAAAGUUAGAUUUUGUCCAUGUGAAGCCUGUUUCAUUAUCAACCUUAAACUUCUCUGAAUGGUAAAUAAACCUUGGAUUGAAUUCAAUUGAGCGAGUGGAUGUUUUUUUCUUUUUGAAGCAGUUAGGUCCUUGUGCA
Messenger RNA from Rubroshorea leprosula, 1047 nucleotides. The record is from the annotation of a GenBank genome assembly. NCBI's taxonomy places the organism in Eukaryota, Viridiplantae, Streptophyta, Magnoliopsida, Malvales, Dipterocarpaceae.